AUUACCUUCUACGGCGGGAGAAUAGACGCUAUUCACGAUGUCAAAGGUUUGUGGUAACUUGUUGUUCUGGUUCACGAUCAUUUGCUAUUUAUUAGGUCAAUUAAUGACCGUCGUAUAUAUUCUUACUAACAAUAACUACCGUCAAAAUUUUCCCAAUUUACAGAGUCGGUUAGGUUUAAGAAAUGUUUGUAUCAGGUAAGGACGGUGUAGGAGCUAAGAUGGACAGUAUGGAACUGGAGAAGCAGCGAGGAAUCACCAUUAAAUCUGCUGCUACAUCUCUGCUGUGGAAAGGUAACCAGUUGAACCUGAUAGACACCCCCGGACACAUAGACUUCACAGUUGAAGUGGAGCGAGCUCUGAGGGUUUUGGAUGGUUCAAGUGUAAGUCUGAGAGCAGGAUGGCAGGGGUUAAGAAGUGGACUUAUCGGAGGGCUUACCAGCAUUCCCAGUUCUAUAGUGAGAGGGAUUAACCAAGACGGAGUGACGGGGGCAGUGACCGGACUAGCUAAAGGUCUCAUUGGAACUGUUGCUAAACCAGCUGCUGGUUUACUCGACUUUGCCUCAGGGACUACACUGGCCAUAACGCAGAGUACUCGAUCUAGUCACAGUAUCGGAGAGAUAAAAAGAAUACGGCUGCCUCGAUGUUGCAGUGGAGAGAUCCUGGCAAUCUUCUCCACAGACACUGCACAAGGCAUGGCUACUCUGUGGAAACUGAACCGCAAGUCACGUGAGGAACAGUUCAUUUCCUGGUGUGUGGUGAACACCCGCCUCAAGAUCCUGGUGUCCAGUGAGCGGGUCAGACUUAUCGAGAGAGAAUCUGGUAACAAGGUUGUAAAGGAGAUCAUGUUAGACUCGAUAGGACAGUGCGUGUAUGCUCCCCGGAAUAACGGUGGAACUACAGAACAUAACCUAGCUAUACAGAUCUACGAUACUCUGCCUCCACCAGGUGUUUUUAACAUGGCUCCUGACUCGUGUCCCAAACUCAACUGUAACUCUCAGAAAACUAGCCUCAAGAUCAGUCAGGACAUUCAGUAUGCUAUUGAUCUGAAGAGAGAGGCUGCUUUUUUAGUUAGCGGUGGCAAAACUUUCAGUAAUAGUGGAAGGGACACAAGAUAGCACAGUUUUGUAGUCGUUUAAUUGAUAAAUUAAAUGGUUAAAAUUCUAUGGUUUAACUUUAUUAGUUUGUUACAUGCAAUCUUAAAAACAUGUUCUUGUAAUUAAUUGGUAUUGCCAGCGCAAUACACGGUUAUGUCAAUUUUCUUCUAAAGAAUUAAAAGUUGUGAAAUCCAUUAGAACAGUAUAAAUUAAAUUUAGAAGAUCUAUCUGCUUUCUGGUUUGCUUACAGAAGGGUAAAUUAUUUUCCGACUAUGCUGUAAAUAAGUUAAAUCAAGUAACUGUCUAACAUUGCAUGCGCUAAGACCAGCAUUUUGUAUAAAAUUUUGAUUAAAUCUAUAAUAAGUUGAAUUUUGACAAUAUUGAUAUGAUACUGAGUGAAAACUGUUAUUAGUGAAAACAACACCUCACCCCGUGAUACCGAUUUGCUUUGACAUUGUCUGGAGUCUUAUAUAGUAACCGAUCCUGUGGUGGCAUCUGAUAUGGGCUACAU
This is a messenger RNA of Bolinopsis microptera, 1605 nucleotides long. Its product is annotated as intermembrane lipid transfer protein Vps13D-like. The record is from RefSeq and is a predicted model, not a curated record. Gene Ontology annotation, cellular component: extrinsic component of membrane. Gene Ontology annotation, molecular function: GTP binding; GTPase activity. Lineage: Eukaryota; Metazoa; Ctenophora; Tentaculata; Lobata; Bolinopsidae. Bases 183 to 1115 code for a protein of 310 amino acids. Gene Ontology annotation, biological process: mitochondrion organization; protein targeting to vacuole; protein retention in Golgi apparatus. The transcript is spliced from 3 exons.